UGGAGAAGACAAAUGAAAUAGUUUGUGUAAAAUUUGCAAAUUGUGGUGGACCCUGUGCCGGUUUUCUGUUUUCGCAAGACUACCCCGUCCGUGUUUGUCAUUUGUUUGUUAGACAGUAUUUUAUCGUGAGUGUACUGUGCUGUAGAUGUACACCGGAUUCCUAUCUGCAAGGGAGUCAUGUAAAUCGUGGAACUGUUGUGUUUACAGAUAAGUGUAUUAUGUACAAUGUUGGUUCCUAAAAGCAGUAGGCUGAUGGAUAAUAUGAGACACAACCUCUGUUCCUCGGUGUUGUGCAUUCUAUACAAGUGAAACAUUCCCAUCCUGCCACAUUGCUGCGGAUACAAUUUCAAAACGGUAGUCUCGAAAUGUAUUCAAAAGUGCUGAACUAUCCCACGGCUAGCAGCAAUACGAACGCACAUUCACGCUUCGUGGCCAGUUCCUCGGAGGCAGUUUCCACAAGUACAAGCACGAGAUCGUCUUCAUUCAACUACGACAACCUCAGCUACGACGACAUACUGUGCGCGGUUUGUCGAUCAGUUCUUAACGAGCCGGUAUUCCUGCCGUGCCAGCAUCUGUUUUGCCGCAACUGCAUCCGUGGUACGAUCGAAAAAAACAACCUGUACUGUCCGUGCUGCAGGAAACGGUUUGGCACAUGGUAUCGUAAUGCUUCCCGUGCCAACGGGCUGGUGCACGAACAGCUUUGGCGUGCAAUCCAAAGCCAAUUCCGUGAGCACCUGGAUGAAGACAACCCGUCGGGCCCGUCAAAAGGUUCCAUGGCACAACAAAUCCCGCCAACAUCCACCAUACAACUGGCCAAUCAAGGAGAAAUUGGAAAGGAGUACAAAGACGAAUUGAAACGUUUCCAAAAGGAACUUUUCGAAGAAAAGGCUAAAGAACUGUCCGCUUCCGAGCAGUACAUCAUCAAUCUAUACAAGCAGGAAGGUAUUAUUGACCUUGCUGACAACAGCAGCCAUGUUUCUGUGUCCUCGGCGACCACUCCCGAUCUGGUAGAUAGUGCUGGAGGCGAAAAAUGUGCAUUCGAAGCUAAUGCGCCAACCAGCUCCAGUUCAGUGGCAGGACCAUCGACGGUUCGUAAGCAAACUUUGCCAAACCCAAUGGGCACGCUUAACGGAACAAAGGUGUCCGGAUCGUUCAAUGCUAUUUCGCCAUCGAGUGGAAGCGUCAUCUCCAUUUCCUCGACGUCAUCUGCGGCGUCCGGUGUGACCGCUUCGUCGUGCGCUACGUCGUCCGCCUCAGGACGCUACAGUUUAAUUAAAUCCGUUGCCCAAAAGGUCGGCCGGUCUGCAGAGAUCGUAAAACAAAAAGUGCAAGACACAAUCUUGCAUCGAUUAACCGCGGGAAAAUUGCAACAACAUCAACGAACUUUGAACGCCAUCGAUCUCAACAAGAGCGAACUGUGCGUCAAGCCUACCGCAGUGCAUAAGCUAGAACGGCGUGGUGUCGAGGGCGACGGAACCGAAUGCGACGAUUCGGACAGUUUGAAAUCGGAACAGAAUCACUUUAUUCCGAUCGUUCAAUCGAUGCCGAAAAGCAGCUUCUCGUGCAAUACGUUUCGGCGUGUGCCAACCGUCCGGCCAGUUCCAUCACCGCUUAAGUACGAAUCGUCUCCGAAGAGCAGUUUGUUUCAGCCGUUAAAACACAAAAGAUCGUUGUCCGCAUUUAAGGUUGUGAGAUUAUCAGUUCUAACUCCACUGAUAAACCCGUGGCCGGAAAGCUGCGAGCAAUCGGCUGAGUCCCUUGGGCCUUCCACCCUGAAAAAGAAAGUCCCCACCCCGAGCAGGACACCGCGUCCACGUCCACGAGGACGGCCUCGUCGUACAAAGCUCAAGUUUUCACCCACCAAAAUACAAAAACCUUCGGCAAAGCAAGCAAAUACCGUGAGUUUUUCCGCCAACAGUCGAACACGCCGCACCGCAGUGGAAGGGCCUAGCACUAUAAAGCAAAUUAUAGUUAGCGAUCAGCAACGUCGGGAGCAACAGAUUGAAAUGGAACGGCGGGAUUUUGAGUUUGCCCAAAAGCUGCAACAAAAGCUGAAUCGAUCGUCCGGUGUAAUGCAGGAGAUACUAAGGCAACAGCCUCCGAUUUAUCGUAGCACCGGCUAUUCGCUCCGCCGCAAAGUCCCUGCCGAUGUCAGCGCCAGUAGCGAUCAAAAUAAUAGCACCGUGUUCAACAGCUCGGCCAAUAGUAUGCCUAGUCCAAGCAGCACAAACAAAACACCCACUCAAACGACGCGCAAACGUAAGGCUACCAGCAGCAGUGUGGAAAACGACGUUCCUUCCAGUUCCUCGCCGGCAAAGCGAGUUACAACACAAAUGAAAACAAGACGUCAAACGAGACAGUUUCGAAUGAAAAAUGGAACCGGUUCUAGUCUAGACGAACCGCCAGAUCAUCUGGAAGUACAGCAAAAGCAUUCGUGUCAAGCACCACAGCGUAAGUCUACUAGAAAUAAGACCCGUUAAGGUGAUUGGUACGUUCUCUUACACAACAGCAAACACGUGGCUAUCGAUAGGGCGCAUCAAAUCAAAAGUAGACAUUGUCCUUGUUGUUCUUCAUGCAACGUAUUCAUCGAAAAAAUGGCAAAUUAGAACGAUUUUUCAUACGAGUGAAACUGCACUUGAUAUUUGGACCCAAUUCAGUUUACUUUAAUUUAAUUAUAAUUCUUAUUCUUCUAUAUCGUCACAACAUCCUCAAAAGGCAUGCAAAGUCUAGGGCUGCCACCAUUUCUGGCAUUUUUCGACUUUAUUUACCCACAGCUGGAUUGUCUAGUCCUGCGUACGGCGGAUUGAUAAGGAUGUGGUUUUUGAACCGAUACGGUUGGGUGAUGCCUAUGGUUACCUCCUAGCCGUAUCACCCAAAAAUGGAUGAUGUACAAAAAGCCAAGUAAGCAUUGACAGCGUCUCCACGGUAAUUAUUGCGAUUUUUGACAUUGCGUUGAACGUGUCAUUUUUUUUAUCGUCGUUUAAAAUUUGUCCAUUUUUUCAAUGCUUACGUUAAUGCAUUUCCAUUAAUUUACAGCUUGGUGAGAAAUGGUGAAUGAUUUUCUGAUUUGUCUGAAUGAACUGAUGUAUCUGUGUAAAACAGGAUGAGCGAAAUGAUAAUCCAACUAGGAAACUAGUGCUGGGACAUGACAUCGAACAUUUCGAGUCAUUUUCGGUGUAGAAACAUAUAACUUGGCAGCAAAGUAAUACUCCAUUCGAAAACGUUUAUUUUUCUAUGUACGUACACGUGAUCUUUGCAUCUAGUUUAAGAGAUUAACCCGUAUGUUAAAAAAAAACACGUAUGAUUCUGUUUAUGUAAAGUUCACAUGCCUGCCCUCACUAUACGCUCCAAACACUCCGAAGCGGUGACAGAAUUGCAGUGCAUCGUAGAUUUUUUUUUUUGAUUAUCGCGUCAAAAUCAGCAAUGCCACUGGUUUGGCAAAAGAGAUUAGGUAACGAACAGUAUCAAACGGUAGAGAUGUAUGUGAAGGCGCAGAAGCAACAAUUCUGUCGAUCGGAUUCCAAUACGUAGUUUUGUAUAUUUUUUUCGACUUCGAUACCUAUGUACAUGAAUGUCAUGCCGUGCACAAAGGAUUCGGAUGUUGUGCCGCGGUCCAGGAUCUUCUAACUCGCAUUCUACAAUAUUGCAUUUACGAUAAAGAAACGUAGGCCAUAUUCCGAAAACCGGUGGUUUGUGUGCAUGGUGUGCGGUUUUUUUUGCUUUUUAUUUGCGUAAGAAGUCGAUUUUUGCUUUCUUUUACAGAUCAAACAAACGGUGUUGCAAUCGUAAAAGUCGCGGAGACUAGAUUUUAGACGCAUGUGUCCGAAGUGCGGACCUUUCUACAUUACUAAUGCAGUUGCGGAAGCAAGCAAAACUCAAACUAAAAAAUAAGCCACCAUAAACGAUACACUCGGCAACAGAGCGAGCAAAAUAAAGUUAUCAUCAUUAUAGAACCGUCGUUUACUUCUUCGCCGGCUUGCCGCCGGUUGCCUUGCUUCCGGGGAAGUCAAU
Anopheles moucheti is the source of this 4011-nucleotide messenger RNA. RefSeq lists its product as uncharacterized. Gene Ontology annotation, cellular component: site of double-strand break; nucleus. NCBI's taxonomy places the organism in Eukaryota, Metazoa, Arthropoda, Insecta, Diptera, Culicidae. Gene Ontology annotation, molecular function: nucleosome binding; ubiquitin-protein transferase activity; metal ion binding. The transcript has 4 exons. Bases 366 to 2480 code for a protein of 704 amino acids. The record is from RefSeq and is a predicted model, not a curated record. Gene Ontology annotation, biological process: double-strand break repair.